AUGCUCAAAAAUGAGGGGAAGCAUGACAUGCUUAUGGUAAAAAAGGGAAAACCAUUCAAGCGAUCAGGCAAGAAGAAAGGCUAUAAGGGGAAGGGUAAGAAGACCUUUUCGCCUAAGCCAAAAGCUACCAAAGGCGACAAGAAAAAGAAGAUAGUCUCUUUUCCGUCCGACUCCGAAUGCUUCUACUGCAAAAAGAAAGGGCAUUGGAAACGGUACUGCCUCAAGCUCAAGGAGGAUAAGAAGAACGACACUGUUGCUUCUAGAUCAAGUAUAUACGUUAUAGACCUUAACAUUGCUAGAAAUGCUUCAUGGGUAUUUGAUACCAAAUGUGGCUCACACCUAUGUUCCAAUUCUCAGGGACUAAGGAAAAGUAGAAAUCUAGCGAAGGGACAAGUUCAGCUUCAGGUAAACAAUGGAGCAAGGAUUGCUGCCGUAUCUGUAGGAACACUCGGUUUGUCUUUGCCCUCGGGCCUUUUUUUAGAACUAGAUGAAUGUUAUCAUGUUCCAAACAUUACCAAAAACAGUAUUUCAAUUUCAGCGUUGGAUGCCAAGGGUUUUUGA
This is a messenger RNA of Chenopodium quinoa (quinoa), 561 nucleotides long. RefSeq lists its product as uncharacterized. Gene Ontology annotation, molecular function: zinc ion binding; nucleic acid binding. The coding region runs from base 1 to 561 and encodes 186 amino acids. The record is from RefSeq and is a predicted model, not a curated record. The transcript has a single exon. Lineage: Eukaryota; Viridiplantae; Streptophyta; Magnoliopsida; Caryophyllales; Amaranthaceae.